AUGUCAAAUGAAAGCAUCAUUUCGUCAACAAUUUUACCUUUGCAAAACGAGGGUUGUUAUUGGGAAACAACUUUUAUAUUCAGUCCCACUCUAAAUAUCAUUGCCGAUUUCUCAUACAAUAUAAUUUCCCCACUUGGUCUUUCGAUUGUGAUCGAGCGAAUUGUGGCCACAUUUUUUGUUGAAAAGUACGAACAAAUCAAACCAUAUCCUGCUUUGAUCAUUACUGUGUGUAUUUCGUUUGGGUUUGGAGGGAUUUUGAUCGUCGUGAACUUGGGUGACGAGCUCUCAUUUGUUUUGUUUGGUUUAUCCGUUGGCGAUUUAUUUAUCCUUUGUGGACUGCUGUAUUUAAAUCGAUUCAAUAUCCGACGCUGUAAUUCAAAUGUUUUAUCGAGGAAAUACCAAUUGACAGAGAAUAUUCGAAUUCUCCGAAUCUUGAUUCCAUUGACUCUUCUCGACAAUUGUGUAACCAUUACCGAUUUUAUCACCGAACAAUUCUUUAAUGUUAAUUAUAUUUUUGAUCCAAAGCAAUGUCAUCGCAAAGAUUAUAUAAUUUUAUUUAUAGUUUUAAGACCGUGGUCAAUCCUUUUUGAGCUUCUCAUUCCAUUAACAAUUAUCUGUCGACAUCCAGUUUAUCGCAGGACAUUUCUUGAUAUGAUUUAUGGUCAAAAAAGGCGAAAACAAAGCAAAAUUGUGGAUAUUGUACAGAAAAAGAUUAUGAAAAAUGUAUUGGGAGAAAAGGUGAUGAUGGGCAAUGAUUCUCAACAAGUCUUUCAUACAAUGAUGAAAAUGUGGGAUAUGACAGAAGAAAGAAUUCGA
Mesorhabditis belari is the source of this 816-nucleotide messenger RNA. Lineage: Eukaryota; Metazoa; Nematoda; Chromadorea; Rhabditida; Rhabditidae. The record is from the annotation of a GenBank genome assembly.